ACGCUCGAUCAGUUGCACGCAUCGUUUCAAACGAUCAUGUACUUGUUGUUUUUUACUUUUUACUAUACAUAUUUUACGUACGGUGCUCACAUAUCCGCGCACUCACACUCGCGAUACGUAAUCAGUGACCGCGAUCAUUUUUAAAUUACAUACAUACAUACAUACAUAAAUAUAAUACUUAUGUCAAACUCAUUGUUUACUUUUAUCAUAUCAUAAAUCAUUUAUAAUUUAAAUUGAUUUGUUUAUAUUUUUUUUAUUUUGCUAUAUAUAUUAAUAUACAUUUACGUUACACAAAUUAUUUUUACCCGACAAGUAAUUCAACUUAACGUAAAAUCGGAGUAAUUAAUAAGUGCGCGAAGUUGAAUUAAAAAUUUUAUUUAUUUUGGAGUUUAAAAAAAAAUAUUGUGUUAUUAAUAUAUAAUAAAAUACAUAUAUUAUAAAUAUAUACCUUGAUCUACCUUAACAAAGAAAUAAAUAAUUAUACAAAUGCGGAAAUUUAAACUUACAAUUACGCAUCGGGCAAUGUUCUGUCAUGAUUUAUAAGACUUAAAAAAUAUGCAAUUAGUAUUAGUACCGUUUACAUUGAAUUAAUAAUUUAAAAAAAAACCUGGUAGUGAGAUCUCUCAAGGUUUCACUUGCAGUUGGUGAUUGUACAUGCUUGCGUGUACAAUUGAAUUCAUGUUUAACAUAUUUAUCUCGGUUAUGUUUUACUAACUAUAAAUACUUUUAAAUAAUUAAAUAAAAGGAAGUGAAUUAAAUAUAAAUACAACACUUACUAAAGUUAUUUAUUUGCAUAAAUAAGUGUGUAAGUGCUGAGUAAUUAAUUAACGGGCUGGUGAAUUUUUUUUAUUGAUUCCUGCGUUACAUAAACUGGGUCACUAUCGUAUCAUAUUCAAUAAAAAUAAGAAAGGAGUGUUUUAUAUAAACUAUUAAAUAGUUAAUAGUAAUAAAAUAUGGGGAAAUUGUGGAUUUUGUUAUUAAUUUUUAGUGCGUCAUCAUGGGCAAUGAAAGAUAAUUAUUCAGUUCCUGAUAAAUUACGCUAUGAUUUAUUAUUAUUAAAAGAUUUACCGAUAAGCAAACGAUCGGGACGUGGCGACACAAAUGAUGUUUACUUAAAAAUAUUUGAAAUCUAUGAUAGAUUCAGUGAAAAGUUAACUAAUGAAAUUAUGAGUAUGGGUAAACGUCACAUGAAUUCAUUAAACUCGUUACGAUCAUGGGCAUUAGUACAGAAAGAUAUGAAUAUUAUUGAAGGAAUGUAUAGUAAUAGUUUUUUACUAAAAUUACAUUCUGUCACUAAAAACUUUGAACCAGUGAAUAUUAAUUACUGGAUUAAUUUCGCUGAUGCUGUUUUUACGCACCCGGAUGUAUCGAUUCCAAAAGCUUUGGAACGCAUUUCGGAUAAUAUUGUUCAUCAGAAUUUGUUCAUUGAUGCUUACAAGGAAGCAAAAUCUCAAAUAUGUGACGAGCAACAGUCUCCACAGCAAUUACUUUAUAAUUUGUAUAAUAUUAUUGCAAUGAGUGAACUUAGGGGGUACAUGAUGAUGCAAUUUUCAUAUACGAUACUUCGUGUGCAUAAAAAUGGUACUUUUGAAGACGAAAGAAUAAAAACACUUCGUGAUUAUGAAACACGAGUUUCUGACACAUUAAGAGCAGUACGUACGGCAAUGGCAUUUGCACCACGCGAUCUUUGGAGAUGUGAUCCAGAUAAACCAGUAGAAGAUGUGACUUACACUGAGUUGAAGCAGUUAUUCCAAGGCUACAUAGUAAAUGAAAUUGAUCUAAAUCCAACAGCAACAUGCCGUGAAAACUGUGCUUACUAUUCAUACUCAAAUGUCCAAGGAUGUAAUUACAAUUUAUUCUGCUCUCAGCAACGCAAAUGCAAUGGAAAAGUCUUACACUGUCAGUACUUUGAUUCAGACAUGUGGAUUUGUCCGUCGAAUAAAAACAGUAAUCGAAGGUACGAGUAUAUAGAGUAUGAAAAUGGACGAGUGUUGGGUAAAAAAGGAAGUUGUAAAAAUCCAAUUACUAAAGUUGACAGCUGGUGGCGAUGGCUCUUUUGGCAUUGCAGCUAUUGUAUGUGUUUCUGUGAUGACCAUAAUCGCGAUUCUGAUCGUUACUUUAAUCUACGAGACGUUACUUCUGAUGUUACUAACAACAAAGUUAUCACUGGAUUUAGAUUCAUAAAAUAUGAGCAAAUAAUUCAUAUACAAAUUCACGAGGGUACAUUAGCAGAACGAGGAAAAAUUUUAGAGAAUAGUGGUUCAUGGAAACCAUUUGAUAACUAUACAAUUUUAGACCGUGGUGUUGUAAACGGCGAAGAUUAUCACACUUUAUCAUGGGAAAAACGUGCCAUUGAUUUGGAUGAUCUCACUGCACCUGUUGAACAUGUUUUAACCGGUGUAAGAUUUAGAAUGGUAGGAGCGCAUUUAAAUUUUGAAAUUCGCAUUACUCCAUUUAAUUAUACUUCUGGAUUAUUAAUUAAACCUCUGGAAAAAAGUAUAUGGAUUAGUAAUGAUAACACUGAUGUUGCUUUCUCCAACAGUGAAAAAAGAAAAGAACUAGUGAUAUCUAAACCAGAUAUCCCGACACGCAUAAAACAGCAAUCGUCUCCUGAUUCCGAGUCUAAUCAAUUUUUAAACUUCGGGCCAACUGAUUUAGACAAAGAUGCAGCACAAACAACGAUACCAUUUUUAGAUGUACAGCCUGUGAUAACGAAUCCACCAUUUCCGUUAUCCGGAGCUGGUAUCUACCACAAAGGACGCAGUGGUUCUGGCGGUUAUAUCGCUCUCAAGGCCAUCACUUAUGAUUUUACUGAACAUUUACGUGCUGACGUACCGCCUCCGCCGCCCAUUAUGGAAUUAAAUCAGAUUCCAGCACAAUAAUUAUUAUUUUAUUUAACUAUUUUUAUUACUUUUUUGUAUUACGAUGAUUUGAUAAAAGGAAAAAACAAAGAUUAGUUUGCCAAAAGAUACAAAUCUACAGUGAUAAUAGUUUAGAGUAACUUUAAUAUUAUUGCGUAUCAAAUGGAAAUUAUUUAUAAAUUUCAAAUCGAUAAACCUUUUGUUUAUCAGAGAUUUUCUUCCAUGACUAAUGUAAUCAGUUACGUUUUUUUUUAUCUUUAGUUUACUACUAUCUUAUUUCUUAAUGAGUUACGAUAGUCAUUUUGUGUUUAAGAUUAUUAAGGACAUUCUCAGACGAUACCUCCCACUUUUUCAAAAUGUUUAAUGAUGAACUGUCAUCCGCAUUAAAAUUUUAUCAAUUAAUUAGAAAAAAAUUAAAACAUUUAUUGAAAAAAAGAUAACGCCGUUACAAUUUCGCCGAGAUUUUUAAAAAAAUUACUCACAGUUAUUAUCAAUCAGGAGUUAAAUAUAAAUUUCAGUAAAAUCUUCAUAUCAAUUUUAUAAUUUGAAUUUUCAAAUUUUGUAGUCUGAAAUUUAGUCAAAAAAUUUGUUAAACUCCUAAUUGAUAACAACUCUAAAUAAUUUUUUUAAAAUUCGAUAUCGGCGAAAUUGUCCUUUUUUCAAACAUUUCAAUUUUUUUAAAUUAAUUAAUAAAAUUUUAAUGCGGUCAUGGCGUUUGAGCCAUUGAAUAUUUUUAAAAAGUAGGGGAGGGGGGGGUCUGAGAAUGUCUUUAAGCAUGAUUGAUAACUAAUAUCAAUCGUGCUUCAAUCAAUUGAUCAAUUAAUAAUAUAUGUUCAAUAUUAUACAUUAUUUUAUACGUUAGUCAAUUUUCAUACAUUAUUACUAAUAACAAUUAUGUUUAAUUAAUGUAAUUAUUAAAUUUAUAAUUAAUAAACGAUAGAAUAAUUA
Molecule: messenger RNA, 3809 nt
Organism: Microplitis mediator
Lineage: Eukaryota; Metazoa; Arthropoda; Insecta; Hymenoptera; Braconidae
Exons: 8
Coding region: 954-2882 (642 amino acids)
Source: RefSeq, a predicted model, not a curated record